AUGCUGCUGCUCCUGCUGCUCCUGGAGACCACCCUGCUGUGGCUGGCCAGUGGCUUCCACCGUCCCUUCUACAAUGGCUUCUACUACAACCACAUCAUGAAUGACAAAGACAACGGGCAGGAGAAAGAUUAUUUCAAUGGGGCCAGACUGGUGGUGGAGACCCCCAAAGACCCCGUCUACAGCUUCAAUGGUGCCAACGUCACCCUGCCCUGCCACUACCAUCAUGAGCCCGACCUGGAGGUCAAGCGCAAGAUCCGCAUCAAGUGGUCCAAGCUGCGGGAUGACUACACCAAGGAGCAGGACGUGCUGGUGGCCAUUGGCAAGACCUACAUGGCCUUUGGGGACUUCCGAGGCCGCGCUCACCUCCACCGGACCAGCCGACACGAAGCCUCACUGAUCAUCAGUGACGUACGCUUGCAGGAUGAUGGCAAAUACCGCUGUGAGGUCAUCGAUGCACUGGAGGAUGAGAGCGAUGUGGUGGACCUUCGGCUGCAAGGCAUCGUGUUCCCCUACCAGCCUCCCCGCGGGCAGUACAGCCUCAACUUCCACGAAGCCGAGCAAGUGUGCCAGGAGCAAGGUGCCAUCCUUGCCACCUUCAACCAGCUCUUCCAGGCCUGGACCGAGGGGCUGGACUGGUGCAAUGCGGGCUGGCUGGCUGACGGCACUGUGCAGUACCCCAUCCGUGUGCCCCGCAAGCCCUGUGGUGGCCUGCACCUCGCCCCGGGCAUCCGCAGCUACGGCCUGCGUGACCAGCAUCUGCACCGCUUUGAUGCCUUCUGCUUCUCUUCCACGCUGAGAGGAGAGGUUUUCUACCUGGACCACCCAGCUGGGAUGACGCUGGAGGAGGCCAAGCAGAGCUGCCAGGAUGCAGGGGCUGAAAUCGCACGAGUGGGGCACCUCUAUUCUGCUUGGAAGUUCCUGGGCCUGGACCGCUGCAAUGCCGGCUGGCUGGCGGACGGCAGCAUCCGCUACCCCAUCGUCAAGCCCCGGCCCAACUGUGGCCCUGCAGAGCCUGGUGUCCGCAGCUUCGGCUUCCCCAGGAAGGGCAGGUUUGGGGUCUUCUGCUACAAGGAGAGAUAA
Mesitornis unicolor (brown roatelo) is the source of this 1080-nucleotide messenger RNA. RefSeq names its product hyaluronan and proteoglycan link protein 3 (gene HAPLN3). Bases 1 to 1080 code for a protein of 359 amino acids. Lineage: Eukaryota; Metazoa; Chordata; Aves; Mesitornithiformes; Mesitornithidae. The transcript has 4 exons. Gene Ontology annotation, molecular function: hyaluronic acid binding. Gene Ontology annotation, biological process: cell adhesion. The record is from RefSeq and is a predicted model, not a curated record.